This is a messenger RNA of Triticum aestivum (bread wheat), 3049 nucleotides long. Its product is annotated as putative leucine-rich repeat receptor-like protein kinase At2g19210. Gene Ontology annotation, molecular function: protein binding; protein kinase activity; ATP binding. Bases 53 to 2857 code for a protein of 934 amino acids. The transcript is spliced from 14 exons. Gene Ontology annotation, biological process: protein phosphorylation. The record is from RefSeq and is a predicted model, not a curated record. NCBI's taxonomy places the organism in Eukaryota, Viridiplantae, Streptophyta, Magnoliopsida, Poales, Poaceae.
ACAAAUAUUGUGUUCUAGUGUGUAGGUGCUGGCACCUGCGAGAGCAAGAGAAAUGGCGGCCCGGUGGCUGUUGUUGCUUCUUCUUGGCCUCGUCGGUGGCGGAAGUGUUUUUAAUGUCCAUGGCCAAGUCGAUAACUUAGGUUUCAUAAGCAUCGACUGCGGCCUGCCGGAGAGUGCCGCCGGCUACAUCGACAACGCCACCAAGAUCUCGUACGCAUCGGACGCUGUCUUCACCGACGCCGGCACUAACCACAACCUGUCGGCCGAGUACAUGUCGGCACCCAUGGGCAAGAGCUGGUACACAGUGCGGAGCUUCACCUCUGCCGCCGGCGAGCGCAACUGCUACACGCUUGGCUCCCUCGUAGUAGGGCUCAAGUACCUCAUCCGCGCCAAGUUCAAGUACGGAAACUAUGACGGGCUCAACAGGCCGCCUAUCUUCGACCUCCACGUCGGCAUCAACUAUUGGCAGACCGUCAACAUAUCGGACGCCGACACGCCAGAGAUCUACGAGAUUAUCACCGUUGUCCCCGACGACUAUGUGCAGGUGUGCCUGGUGAACACCGGCGCAGGGACGCCCUUUAUAUCCAGCCUGGAUCUGAGGCCGCUCAAGAACAAGCUGUACCCGCAAGCAGACGGGUCACAGGGACUGGUUCUUGUCGCCAGGGCCAACUUUGGCGCAGGCGAUACUACACUCGUCAGGUACCCUGAUGAUCCGCACGACCGUAUAUGGAUGCCGUACAACAAGCCCAAGUGGUCGGUGAUCUCAACGACCAGAAAUGUGCAGAACGUCGACAAGGACUUGUUCGAGGCGCCGUCCGCCCUGAUGCAGACUGCCAUCACGCCCAUCAACUCCUCUAGCCCCAUCGACUUCACAUGGGAUGCCCAAUCCACCACCAACGAUCCAGUGCCUGGGUACGUCUGCAUUCUCUACAUUGCAGAGCUACAGCACCUUCCCAACAACGUCACCCGCCAGUUCUACGUCACUCUCAACGGCAAGCUCUGGUACGCGGAAACGCACGGUGCCUACACGCCGCAGUACCUCUACACCAACGCCAUCUACAACCCCAAACCUGACUAUGCCUCCCACCAAUACAACAUCUCACUAGACGCCACCGAUAAUUCGACUCUUCCACCGAUCAUCAAUGCGGCCGAAAUCUACUCUGUCAUCUCCACAACCCGCAUAGCCACGAGGGCUCAGGAAAUUCCUGCCAUAUCGACGAUCAGAGACAAGUACCAAGUGAAGAAGAACUGGAUGGGUGAUCCAUGCAUGCCCAAUAAUUUCGCUUGGAAAGGAUUGCGCUGUAGCUAUGCUGUUUCUAGCCCACCAAUCAUCAUAGGCCUGAAUUUAUCUUCGAGUGGUCUGAGUGGCAACAUCUCAUCUUCAUUUGCUAGUCUAAAAGGUUUACAAUACUUAGAUUUGUCAGGCAACAAUCUGACGGGCUCCAUUCCAGACGCUCUUUCCCAAUUGUCCUCACUCAAACUUCUAGAUUUGACAGGUAAUCAGCUCAGUGGAUCAAUUCCUUCUGGACUUCUUAGAAGAACCCAAGAUGAGUCCUUAACACUUAGAUAUGGUAAUAAUACAAAUCUCUGCAGUAACGGAAACUCCUGUCAGCCUCCCAAAAAGACGAGCAGCUCUAUGGUUGCUGUCUAUGUUGCAAUUCCUAUAUUUCUGGUACUUAUGGUUGUGCUUCUCGCCGUACUACUCCUUUGCAUGCGAAGGAGAAAGCAAGGAACAACAACCAAUAGUGUAAGGCCGCAAAACGAGGCAAUUAACAACAAUGGACACACCUCACUGCGACUCGAGAAUCGCAGAUUCACGUACAAUGAAUUGGAGGCCAUCACGAACGGCUUCCAGCGAGUGGUCGGCCGAGGAGGGUUUGGGAAAGUCUAUGAUGGUUUCUUGGAGGAUGGCACCCAAGUGGCUGUCAAAUUGCGGUCAGAAUCAUCCAACCAAGGUGUACAAGAAUUUUUGGCAGAGGCUCAGACCUUGGCUAAGAUUCAUCACAAGAAUCUUGUGUCCCUGUUUGGGUACUGCAAGGAGAGGGAGUACAUGGCUCUUGUAUAUGAGUACAUGUCUGAAGGAGCCCUAGACGAACAUCUUAGAGGGAGAGAAAACAGCAGAAGAACUUUAACCUGGAGACAAAGACUUCUUAUCGCCAUGGAAUCAGCACAAGGGCUUGAGUAUUUGCACAAGGGGUGCAAUCCGCCCCUCAUUCACAGGGACGUGAAGACAUCCAACAUUCUGCUGAAUGCAAAGUUGGAGGCCAAAAUCGCUGAUUUUGGCCUGCUCAAGGCUUUCAAUAACGACUGUGAUACCCACGUGUCCACGGCUAGGGUGAUUGGGACACCCGGUUACCUUGAUCCUGAGUACAACGCUACGUUUCAGUUGACCAACAAGAGUGACGUGUUCAGCUUCGGUGUAGUGCUACUUGAGAUAGUCACGGGGAAACCACCCCUCCUGAACAAUCCAGAGUCAAUGAGCAUCAUCCACUGGACACGUCAGCGCCUUGCCCGUGGCAAUAUUGAGGAUGUAGUGGACACACGCAUGCACGACGACCAUGAUGUCAACGGCGUAUGGAAAGUCGCUGACACUGCACUCAAGUGCACUGCCCAGGCGGCGGAGCAGCGACCCUCAAUGACCGAGGUGGUGGCGUUGUUGCAUGAGUGCCUUGAGCUUGAGGCUGCGCAUAACCACAUGAAUGCAGGGUUCUACACAGCUGGUAGUGGUGGUAACGCGGAUGGCUACAGUGGAUACGACACUGGCAUGUCGACUGAUGUGAGUCAAAGCAGCUCUGCAUUUGAGAUGGAAUAUUUGGGCAGAGUACCAACAAUGUCUACAGGUCCAGCGGUGAGGUGAGAAGAGGACUAGGAUGAUGAAUGGCCGCCACCUCCCAUCCAUAAGUUUUUUAUCGUUUUCUCUCAAGGGAAUUCAAGUCUUUUCGAUGAUUUUUAUUAUAUAUUAUAGAUGUAACAUGCAAAAAUUUCACACAUGUAAUGUGUUUUGUUGGAUUUUCUACACAUCUGAAUGAGAACGAGAUAACGCUUGAUA